AUGCUCUGUGCAGGCAACCUCACUGGAGGAACUGAUUCUUGCGAUGGUGACAGCGGUGGGCCGCUGGUCUGUAAGAUUUCAGGUGCAUACACAGUAGUUGGUAUCACUUCGUGGGGAAGAGGAUGUGCUUUGGCAAAUAUGCCUGGUGUUUACGCUCGAGUCUCUACCUUUAUCUCCUGGAUUUUGAAAACUGUUAGCUCCAACAGCAAAACAGUCGCAGAAGAAAAAUUUCCACCAAAACCAUAA
Candidula unifasciata is the source of this 246-nucleotide messenger RNA. NCBI's taxonomy places the organism in Eukaryota, Metazoa, Mollusca, Gastropoda, Stylommatophora, Geomitridae. The record is from the annotation of a GenBank genome assembly.